Molecule: messenger RNA, 777 nt
Organism: Parascedosporium putredinis
Lineage: Eukaryota; Fungi; Ascomycota; Sordariomycetes; Microascales; Microascaceae
Source: the annotation of a GenBank genome assembly
AUGGGCUACUUACCCACAUGGGCUGUCUGGUUCACGGUAUAUAACAAGAGCAAGGACUACCUGAACCAGCGCUAUGAAUACCCUUUCUUGGUGAACAUGGCCUCCUCCAUUAUCGCUGGCGCGAGUAGCACUCUCGCCACGAACCCUAUAUGGGUGAUCAAGACGCGGCUGAUGUCGCAGAGCGUCUCCCACCAAAAGAUGUACACUUCCGAGGGAAUUCUAUCCUUUUACUCUGGCCUGACUCCAGCGUUGCUCGGCCUUACCCACGUCGCCGUCCAGUUUCCAGUCUACGAAUACCUCAAAACCAAGUUCACGGGCCAGGGUAUGGGAGCAAUAGAUGGCGAGGCGGGAGAGAAGACGUGGGGACAAUUGUUCGGCGUCCUGUGUGCUACGGUGCUUAGCAAGGUCAUGGCAAGCAGUGCCACCUACCCGCAUGAAGUCAUCAGGACGAGACUCCAGACACAACGUCGCCCCGCUGCUGGCGACGCCUAUCUACAAGGCUUUAACAUAGCGCCAGGUUCUAACCAGACACCGGCCCCCACGCCACCUCCGCGACAGGAACUCAAGUACAAGGGCGUGGUCAAAACAUUCCGGACCAUUCUCAGGGAAGAGGGAUGGCGCGCCUUUUACGCCGGCAUGGGGGCGAACAUGAUGCGAGCGGUACCCGCCGCGGUAGUUACAAUGUGCACCUACGAGCUCUGCAUGAACUCUUUCAAAAGGCUCGCCAAGAAGCAAAGGACAAGAUAUCGAACGCGGUCGGGUCGGUCGGUUGGCUGA